This is a messenger RNA of Laccaria bicolor S238N-H82, 1848 nucleotides long. RefSeq lists its product as uncharacterized. Lineage: Eukaryota; Fungi; Basidiomycota; Agaricomycetes; Agaricales; Hydnangiaceae. The record is from RefSeq and is a predicted model, not a curated record. The coding region runs from base 1 to 1848 and encodes 615 amino acids. The transcript has 6 exons.
AUGACCGUGUUUGCACAAAAUAAUGACAUUGGCUUUGACGACGUAUCGCGAGGCAGGGUCUUGUUGUACUCUGUCGAGGGUCUACGACAAGCGAGGGUCUGCAACAUCCCGAUUCCCCGAGCAGCUAGGGAAAAAGUUUGCGAUGAGCAGACGAAAUGCAGCCGAGGUGAGGAACGCUGGACGAUUGUGUGGAAGGCGUUUGAAUUAGCCACAGACUUUGCAUGGGUGGCAGAGCACUACACCGUCUUUUCCAUGCCAAACUGCAAGAUCGCCUGUAUAACAUUCCUCAACUCGCUCAGGACCUUCCCUCCCUGUUUACUCAUGGGACCGUUCCCAAGUAACGCGUCCAUUCUAGUAUCUCUCAAGAGUUCGGAGUUCAAGAUGCAUCUUAAACCGAGACCGGUGUUGCGAAGUAAGGAUGGCGACGCAUUUGUUGACCCGGACUCCACGCUGUUCUUGUUGUUCCUGCUGCUAUCGUAUCUCCCAGACGAAAUAUGGUGGCAAAUCAUCGAACUCUUACUCACCGAAGAGGUACAAAGAUUGUACAGUGUCAAUCGCCCAUUUCUUGAAGCAGCCUUCCAACAACGCUACCGUUUCGUUGAUAUGAACAAGCCUCUUGAUAAACGAAGGUUUCGUGACCUUGAACGUCACCUAAAGGAUGAAAGACUCGCCAAGUAUAUUCGAGUGAUCCACCUAUGUCCCACAAUUGUUGGAGAUUUUCUUAACCUUGACAUCCAUGGCCGAAGCAAAUGGAAAAGAGUCUUCUUCGAUGUGCUUCAAAAGGUGAACCCUAUGCAACCCAAGCAGAUGAAUCUUAGGCGACAGGGGCCUUCCUUUACAGGAAUUCGUGUUCAACCUGGUGCCCAAACUCAAUUUGAUCGCAAGAUUUUAUCUAAUCUUGUCUCCCUCACACAACUGGAGGUUGAGUGCAACCAUUUCGAGUUCAGCGGUUCAGCUGGAUACGUCCCACUCGUUGGAUUCCUUUCAGCAGGUUGGGGUUCUUUCGGCCAAAACUUACAAGUUCUCAAAUUGAAGAUGCCUUUGCUGGUUAUCCAUGACAUUGUUAGUGGUUACCACACCACUCUCAAACUUCGAGCUUUACAAAAACUUUCACUGGAAGUUUGUUUACCUCGCCCACCCCUCGCAAAUGACCUCCCUGAAGGAGAUGUAACAGGACUGACCACUCUCAUCAACAACCAUUCUAAUACCCUGCAGGCUCUCACCCUCCGCUCCUUGUAUUCCGAGCACUCCCUGGAUCUUUCCUUGAGAUAUCUCAGUCAUUUGCCAUCUCUAGACAGUUUCUCAAUUUCUAUUGACAAGACAACGGAUUGUUCGGCGCUCCAUGAUUUUCUGUCAUCGCAUUCACGCCAACUCAAGAACUUGGAAAUAUGGCUGGAGCAGGGCUCUCCCUACCUCAAAAUCCCAGCAGGUUACUGGUAUCAAUUCCCUUGUUUUCAUGUGGAAUUACCGGGACUACGUAGCCUAUCCCUGGAUGCCUCUUGCUCCGUUCAUUAUUUUGAAACCGCCGCUGCGGUGGACUACGUUCUGCGGAAUGCCGAAUUGGCUACCUUACGGUUCACGGCACGAUGUCGUUCGUUUGCCGACAACGAUUUGUUCAACGGAAAAUUUGCGGUGGGAUCAAAUCUCCGAAAGUUGCAUAUCUUCACAAACUAUCUCAACCCCGACCUCCUUCGGUUUCUAUCAACCACAUUACCGGAUCUUCAAGAUCUUACUGUUAAAUACCACUAUCUCCUUCCACAAGGAAUGUCGGAGAUUUACCUGCGCGGUGAACUUGUUGCAGAAGAGGACAGCCCUGGCGACGGCGUUCCCCAACAUCCAGACAUUUAA